AUCGACCUCCUCUCCAUCCAUCGGCUCCAUAUCCAUUCAAAAAGGCAUCGAGCCACUUCGCUUCCCUCGAUCCAACCUUACUUUUUGGAUUUCUCCUUUUUUUUUUUUCCUUCCCUUCGAUCACGCAAGCAGGAGGAAAGUGUUCUAUGUUGGUACUUAGAUCGGCCUCUUUUCGCCCGAGAUGGCUGGUUUCGCUCGCUCCCGUUCGGGCCUCCCACUCCGCGGAUGGUAGCAUCAAAAGCAACCAGGUCUUUAAGCAACUCGGUUUGUACUCACUGAAGAAAAAGAUUGAAGAUGUUGUUAGUCAUGCAGACAUGAUAGCACCAACUGCAUUGGAAAUGGAAGAAGCAAGACGAAUUAAGAAGGAAGAAGUGCUUAGGAAGCAUAGUUUGUGGGAUGACUUGGCCAAAUCUGAUGAUUGCUUUACUUCCUUAGCUGAUUCUGUCAGACUUGUCAAUGGUCUCAAAGAUCUUCAAUAUAAGGCUGAAGAAGCAAAGUUGAUAAUGGAAUUGGCAGAGAUGGAUGUCAUUAGCCAUGAACUUUUUGAGCAGGCUUAUGCGGCUUCUUUAGAGGUUGACAGAUUCAUUGAAAGAUAUGAAGUAUCAAAGCUUCUUACUGAUCCAUAUGACAAGGAGGGAGCUUGCUUAAUUAUAAAAGCAGGGCCUGGGCACGUGUCUGAGGUAUGGGCAGAGAAACUAUUAAAAAUGUACACCAAUUGGGCUGAAAAACAUGGGUGCACAACUAAGAUAAUUGAAAGAUAUCAUUCUAAGGGUUCUACAACUGAAAUAGCAGUAGUAGAGUUUGAGUCAGAAUACAUGUAUGGCUAUCUUUCUGGAGAAAGAGGUGUUCACCAAAAAAUCUGCAGUUCUUUGGAUGGAUCUGCUGUGCCUAAGAUAUGUUCGGCUAUUGUGGAUGUUAUCCCUAUUUUCCUUGGAGGUUCAAUCAACAUGCCAAUUGAUGACAAAGAUCUUGAAAUUUCUUACUUAUCAUCUGAAAAACAGUAUGCACAUGACAAUAGAACAAAACCUGCAGUUAGUAUUCAUCAUAUUCCAAGUGGCAUAACUGUUCAAAGUUCAGGUGAAAGGAGCUCUUUUGCCAAUAUGACCAAGGCUCUAAACCGUUUGAGAGCAAAACUUCUUGUUGUAGAGAGAGAAUGUGCCGUGGAUGCAAACAAAACAGAGCGAGAGGCUGCUCGGAAUGAGAUGGUACAUGAGAGCAGGAGAUACAUUUUCCAUCCGCACAAAAUGGUCGAGGAUGUGGCGACUGGAAUCCAACUGGCCGACUUAAACUCGGUAUUAGAUGGCGACAUCGAACCACUUAUUAGAGCUCAUGUAAGUCAAAGAAGGGGCAGAGAAGUUGUGGGACCUGAUGAUGCCCUUUAACAUCAAAUCAAAGGCAAUUGAAAUGGAGAAUGUUCCAAGUUUGUUCAGAUGUAUUUAUUAUUUUUAUUAUAUGCUAAAAUUUAUGAAAAAAAAUUCUAUCGCAAAUUUAAUUGUGAAAUUGUAAAUGAACAUUUUCUUUUAAUAUUUGACAUCA
Molecule: messenger RNA, 1536 nt
Organism: Zingiber officinale
Lineage: Eukaryota; Viridiplantae; Streptophyta; Magnoliopsida; Zingiberales; Zingiberaceae
Product: peptide chain release factor PrfB3, chloroplastic-like
Exons: 6
Coding region: 147-1382 (411 amino acids)
Biological process (GO): translational termination
Molecular function (GO): translation release factor activity
Source: RefSeq, a predicted model, not a curated record